Messenger RNA from Monodelphis domestica (gray short-tailed opossum), 2196 nucleotides. It is a transcript of the gene FOXD4, whose product is annotated as forkhead box D4. Gene Ontology annotation, biological process: cell differentiation; anatomical structure morphogenesis; regulation of transcription by RNA polymerase II. Gene Ontology annotation, molecular function: RNA polymerase II cis-regulatory region sequence-specific DNA binding; DNA-binding transcription factor activity, RNA polymerase II-specific. The record is from RefSeq and is a predicted model, not a curated record. NCBI's taxonomy places the organism in Eukaryota, Metazoa, Chordata, Mammalia, Didelphimorphia, Didelphidae.
CUUAAAAAACUUGUUUAUAGCUCAAACUCAAAGCUCAUUCUUCUCCUCCGCUUCCGCGCCCCCCCCCCCCCCCCCCAAGCGGCUAAUGGAAACGAGGACUGAGGCAGCUUUGGAGAACAGGAGGGAUCCGAGGAGGUAGGGUGGGGGAGGGGUAAAGAAGGAGGGGACGGAACCAAUAAAAGCAAACCCACAGUAUCCCAAGACAUCCCUGGAAGGGAAGAAAAGAUCGAAGGGGUGGUAGACCAGUAGAGGGGAAACCUCCACUUAAGUAAGCUCGCACCGUAGUUUGUUUGGCUAUUCCCCGGUUCCUGCUUCGGUGGAAUCCCCAGAGCCAAGAUCUCCAUGAACUUGCAAAGGGCCGAGUGUCCACUCUCCCUGCGGCCGCAGCACAACCCCCGGGGCUCAGACGGGGAAGAUGAGCCUCUGGACAUCCUGCCGGGGGAGGAAGAGGAAGAGGAGGAGGAGGAGGAGGAAGAGCGGUACCUGCGGCGGCCGCAGUCUGGUCAGCGAGGGCCUCUUGCGACCAGUAAUAGCCGCAGCAGCAGCAGUAGCAACCGCAGCGCCCCGUCGGGGACCAGGGACUGCGCGAGCAGCGGGCGUAGCUGCUCCCCAUCUCGGGACGUCCCGGCCGAGCUUGGAGAAGGGGGUGCGCCUUUGGCCCUGGCUAAGCCGCCCUACUCGUACAUCGCCCUCAUCACCAUGGCCAUCCUGCAGAGCCCACACAAACGGCUCACUCUGAGCGGUAUCUGCGCUUUCAUCAGCGGCCGCUUUCCCUACUACCGCCGCAAGUUCCCUGCGUGGCAGAACAGCAUCCGCCACAACCUGUCGCUCAACGACUGCUUCGUCAAGAUCCCCCGGGAGCCAGGCCACCCCGGCAAGGGCAACUACUGGAGCCUGGACCCGGCCUCCCAGGACAUGUUCGACAACGGCAGCUUCCUUCGCCGGAGAAAACGCUUCAAGCGCCCGGGCCCUGGCUCUCCGCUGUGUGCGCCCCUGCACUCCGCGGGGACCGCGGGACUACUGCUGUGCCCCGCUGCCGCCGCGCCGGUCCCAGUUCGGCUCCGCCCGGGCCCACUGCUGCAGCCACACCCGCUGCGCUACGUCGUGUUGCCGGCCCCUGCUCGUCCCUCGAUGCCACCGAGAAAAGGGAGUGCAGCGCAGCCUCUGCCCGGUGCCGUGGGCCGGGAAGUUCAGGUACCAGCGCCCCGUCGUGGAGUCAAGGGAGCCUCGUUUAGUAUCGACAGUAUCAUGCAGGAAACCCGGGGAGGAGGCACGGUGGGGGCCCCAAUGGCUCCAUGGAGUCACUGCCACCUGUGGCACGCUCCCGCCAUGGCCGCCUCCCCGUGGCUGCAAGUGUCCGCGGUCGCCCGGACGCUAUGGCAACAGCAGCCGGAUGCUGCGAUCGGAUGCUUUCCCGGCAAGGGAGCUCUCCUCGGCCGGCCCUUGGCCACCGCGUCCCUGGGGUGCCCAACUGGGGCAAGCGGCACUGGGCUGCUUUCGCUGGCUGCUUCCACUGUCCAGGAGGCGAGCGAGCUCCCAUUCUGAGCCACCUGCCGGCCGUGCCCCACCUUCCCCGCGAUUGCUCCAGGAUUACAUAACGAAACCUGCAAGCACACUUAAGAGUCAUCUAAUCCAAAUGCCCCCUAUUUUACAGAUUCGGAAACUGAGGUCCAAGUCCCUGACAACUUCGAGAUGCACUUCCCUAUUGGUUAGAGUUCUUGUUGAGCGUUUUAGCUUUGCAGCAAAGUACCUCGUCGUUUAUAGAUAUUUCACUCCGUAAAAUGUUUACAGACCUGAUGCUUUUCUUGGGCAGGCUGGGUGUAGAGUCAAAUGCACUGGAUGUGACUUGACGUGGUCGGCUUUCCUCGUUUGGGUUUGGUUCCAGUGACCAAAUAUGGGGUGUCCCUUUUGCAUUUUUCUAACCUGUUUCGAGAAAGCGUUGUGCUUUGGAAUUGAAAGAAAAAGAAAAGAAAAGAAAAGAAAAGAAAAAAACACUUCCAAAAACGACUUCCACUGCACAGGGAUUUCCUCUUCCAAGCCUUCUUUGAACCAUGAGGCUAUUUUUUGAAGUGUAUAUAAUAGUCUUUGCUUCCUCCAGUCAUCUGUAAAUAUAACGAAUUUUAAAAAUUUGGAGUAUUUAUUUCUUGUGAAAAUAUUUAAGGCAUCAUACAUAUACUGUGAGAUAAUAAACUUAGA